AUGGGAGAACACUAUGUGGCUGCCGAGUCAGAGUGGAACUGUCGAAUGGUGAAAAGAGAAGUCGAAAUCGAGGCCCACCGCCCUCUUGGGGUCGUCGCCCUCGAGAUGAUUAUCGGCGAAGGAGUCCUCCACCUCGCCGCAGAUCUCCAAGACGGAGAAGCUUCUCCCGCAGCCGGAGCAGGUCCCUUUCUAGAGAUAGAAGAAGAGAGAGAUCACUGUCUCGGGAGAGAAAUCACAAGCCGUCUCGUUCCUUCUCUAGGUCUCGUAGCCGAUCUAGGUCAAAUGAAAGGAAAUAGAAGACCAGUUUGCAAGAUGAGUGGUGUACAGGAAAUAACUUCAUUUGACAGGAGUAUGUACAGAAAAUUCAAGUUUUGUUUGAGACUUCAUAAGCUUGGUGCAUUUUUAAGAUGUUUUAGCUGUUCACAUUUGUUUGUCUUGGAACAGUGA
Messenger RNA from Pipistrellus nathusii (Nathusius's pipistrelle), 447 nucleotides. Lineage: Eukaryota; Metazoa; Chordata; Mammalia; Chiroptera; Vespertilionidae. The record is from the annotation of a GenBank genome assembly.